AUGAUGGUAUUUCUGGUGAAUUCCAAAAGUUUCUAUUCUGAUAAUGAUGAUGAUAGUUUUGAACGACGCGACAACGUUAUGCAAUCGUUAUUACGAAGACGAUUACAAAAGCGCAGAGAGUGUGGUGGUGAUGAUGAUGACCUUCUCAAAGUUGGAAAACCCUGUCAUCAUCAUUUUGAGUGUUGCAGCGCUUAUUGUGCUCGUACUUGUAAACCUUGCGGUAAUGUCGCUCAUUGUUUAGAUUGCAAUCGUAAGGAUAUUAGUGGUCCCACUUGCUCUCUUUCACCUAUCGUCAUUCACAUAUUACUAGAACAUUUGGCUUUGUCCGUGAUCCAAAAUAUUCCCAAUGAAGAUAAUACAAUCAUACUUUUACAAGAGCAUGCACUUGACGAUCGUCAUCCAGAGAUAAAUAUUGUUAAAACUGCGGAUCAGUCUCAAUAG
Messenger RNA from Adineta ricciae, 441 nucleotides. Lineage: Eukaryota; Metazoa; Rotifera; Eurotatoria; Adinetida; Adinetidae. The record is from the annotation of a GenBank genome assembly.